AUGUCUAUUUUUGAUAAUACGUGUGAUUUUGAAUUAUCGUUGACUGAUAUCCAAGCAAUUGACGAACUAGAAAAACGAUUUACUCAAAGAGAUUCCCCGCUGUUAGAUAUUCCAUAUUCUAGUGAAUUAUGUGACGACACGGAAGAUAUUUUGCCUAGGAAUAGAAACAGGAAGAGGUGUUAUGUAAUUGACAGUGAUGAUGAAGAUGAGUAUACUGGACAGCAGGUUAGCAGUGUUAACACAAGGAUUGAUAAAGAUUUUUGGCGUGAACCAACGGGUAAGCAAAGAAAAGUUAUUCCUUUUACAGAGUGCCCUGGUUUGAAACCUUAUAGCUUGAGGAGUUUAAUGGUACAUUCCAAGCCAGAGGAUUUCUAUGCUUUACUAGUACCGGACAGCAUGUUUCAUAAUAUUGCUAUAGAGACUAACCGCUAUGCCGCUCAGACAAUUACUAACCUUAGUUCAAAAAAACAAAUAAAACCAGGAUCGCGAUUGCAUAGUUGGACCGACACAAACCAAGACGAGAUGAAGAGAUUUUUUGGUUUAAUUUUAUUCAUGGGUAUUGUCAGAUUGCCAAAGCUAGCUGAUUAUUGGUCAAUAGAUCAAAUGAUUUGCCAAACUUUCCCGCGAAAAAUUAUGCCGCGGAACAGGUUUGAAAUUUUGUUACGAAUGGUGCAUUUUUGUAACAACAAUAACCAAAGAUGUGGUGAUCGUCUGUUCAAAAUACGAGACUUGAUUGAUACUUUGAAUCUCAACUUUAAAGCGCACUAUUAUCCCCAAGAAAAUCUCUGUAUUGAUGAGUCUUUGGUACCAUUUCGAGGACGUAUUAUGUUCCGUCAAUAUAUCAAAUUGAAGAGGCACAAAUAUGGAAUUAAAGUUUUUAAAUUGUGUACUAACUCGGGCUACACAAACAAAAUUCAAAUAUACGCGGGCAAGAGAUGCGAAACCGAAAAUACAACCCCAACUAAUGUUGUAAUGUCACUUAUGGAAGGAUAUCUCCAAAAAGGGCAUACGUUAUAUACCGAUAAUUGGUAUACUAGCGUUAAUUUAGGACGCAAACUGUUAGAGAAUGAAACUCAUCGUGUGGGCACAUUGCGUAAAAAUAGAAAAUACUUACCAAAAGUCGUUAUAAACGGAAAGAUAAGAAAAGGAGAGUUUAGAGCUAAAGAAAAUGAAGAUGGUAUUACAUGCAUGAAGUGGAAGGAUAAGAGGGAUGUUUAUUUACUAUCUACGAAACAUUCUAUUGGAUUUACUAGGACUUACAAAAGAGACAAAGAAAUAAUAAAACCAAAAAUUGUAAAGGAUUACAAUAGCGCGAAAUCAGCUGUAGACCUGUCUGAUCAAAUGAUAGCGUACUCAACACCAUUACGAAAAACUGUGAAAUCGUACAGAAAACUUGCUGUUGAAUUAUUGUUGAACACUGCUUUACUCAAUUCUUACAUAAUUUAUAAAGAAACUACGAAAUCUAAGAUAGGGAUUGUAGAUUAUAGGAAAAAGUUGUGUAAAUAUCUAACAGACUCCGGCAAAGAAAACUACAACCCCGAAACAUCGCUAGCUAUAAAUAAAAGACAAAAGCAUGAAUUGAAAAAGAAGGAAGGUCCAGUCAAAAAAUCGAGAAAGUACUGUUCAAGGUGUUAUAAAGUCAAUGUUAGAACACUAGGUAGAAAUUAUGCUAGAAAGAAGACUAAGCAAGUGAAUACAUAUUGCCCUCAAUGCCCGAAUGAGCUACAUUUUUGUCUAAAUUGUUUCAAUGAGGAACAUAAAAAGUUGUAA
Molecule: messenger RNA, 1770 nt
Organism: Parnassius mnemosyne (clouded apollo)
Lineage: Eukaryota; Metazoa; Arthropoda; Insecta; Lepidoptera; Papilionidae
Source: the annotation of a GenBank genome assembly